Molecule: messenger RNA, 546 nt
Organism: Angiostrongylus costaricensis
Lineage: Eukaryota; Metazoa; Nematoda; Chromadorea; Rhabditida; Metastrongylidae
Source: the annotation of a GenBank genome assembly
AUGUGUCGUUUAGCGGAUGAGUGUUACGUGCUGUUCUAUUCGAAAACCUAUCUAUGGUCGUUCUCACCGAACUAUUGCGGAUUCGUCCUAGGAAAAGUGCUGGAUUUCGGUACCGGUGUCACCGUUUUUGCUGUUAUCAUCAUCUUCGACUUAAUCACUAUAUUUGAAAGAAUUAUCGGUACUGUAGAAGAAAGCCUAUUUCAGGCAAUGAGACGAAAACUACGUCUACGAGAACUGAAAUUCUUCGCACAAUCAUGUUUGCAGUUCGGUUUGUUCGUCAUAAAACUGACCAACUUCUAUUUCAUAUCCGAAUAUUUCGCCACUGACCCCGUCACAUAUCACUGGCCAUUAUUCUUCACAACUACAUUCGCUUGGGAAUGCACCCACUGUGUUGACGGGUACGUUCUACGGGAAACUGUUCAACACCACAGACACAAAUUUAAUUCCAUCGUCUAUAUUUCAGACUUAUCCUUAUUUUGUUCCAAUACGGUGACUGCCGAGAUAGGGGAAGCAAGGGUGUUUCAUCCACUAGACAGCCAGGCUUGA